AUGGAAGAAGAUGGCUACAUCGCUCGUGAGCAGAUCUUGGGCCAAGAUGCGCGUCGUCGUGUGCCCAGAGAAUUCCUCGUACAGCAUGUGGAACACGCCAAUCCUCCCACUUUGCUGCUGGCUUUAGAGAAAAUGAUGCAGUGGCACAAGGCUGCAGACUCGGACGAAGACCUGAAGGCGUUUGUGCGUACCGUUUUCCCGUUCCUGAAGCGUUGGUACAGCUGGUUCCUGAAGACGCAGUAUGGUCCACACGACGCGAGUUUCCGCUGGCGAGGCCGCCUCCCAAAUGACGGCAAGCUGAUCUCCAACACGUUGUCAUCAGGUCUAGAUGACUACCCUCGAGCGUCGCGUCCGAGUGAGAAUGAAAUGCACGUGGACUUGCUCUCGUGGAUGAUCCGCUCGAGUAAUGUUAUGGCCAAACUUGCAGACUUUAUCGACCGAGAUGCUGACGUCCAGCUCUUUGAAAGUAACAGUGCUCACUUUCUCUCUGGACUGGACGAGCACCACUGGAAUGAGGAAGCGCAGUCGUACUUUGAUGUGGGCGAACACAGUGAAGAUGGCGUGAUUGAGUACCAGGUUGCUGUGCGUUGCCGUAAUGAACAGGGCCAAGUUGUCGACACCACGGCUCCUAUUGCGCAGAUUGAGACUAAGCAAGUCAAGUGCCCGGAUAGCCAUCCGAACUUCAUGUUCCCGCUAGGUGACGGCCGUGGUGGACUGCAGAUGUUGCCUGUGUUUGUUCCGCGCACGACGAAGCUGCAGCAUGUGAAGCAUGUCGGCUACGUCAGCGUGUUCCCGCUUCUCCUUAAGGCAGAUGACGGACCCAGCGCAGCUUUGGUCGCCGUUUGGACUGCGCUCUCUGUCGACGCAAGAUCAGUUCUAUGA
Molecule: messenger RNA, 882 nt
Organism: Phytophthora infestans T30-4
Lineage: Eukaryota; Oomycota; Peronosporomycetes; Peronosporales; Peronosporaceae
Product: mannosyl-oligosaccharide glucosidase, putative
Exons: 2
Coding region: 1-882 (293 amino acids)
Biological process (GO): oligosaccharide metabolic process; protein N-linked glycosylation
Cellular component (GO): endoplasmic reticulum membrane
Molecular function (GO): Glc3Man9GlcNAc2 oligosaccharide glucosidase activity
Source: RefSeq, a predicted model, not a curated record